Rhincodon typus (whale shark) is the source of this 3892-nucleotide messenger RNA. Its product is annotated as guanine nucleotide-binding protein G(i) subunit alpha-3. Gene Ontology annotation, cellular component: heterotrimeric G-protein complex. The record is from RefSeq and is a predicted model, not a curated record. Lineage: Eukaryota; Metazoa; Chordata; Chondrichthyes; Orectolobiformes; Rhincodontidae. Gene Ontology annotation, molecular function: GTP binding; GTPase activity; G protein-coupled receptor binding. The transcript has 9 exons. Gene Ontology annotation, biological process: adenylate cyclase-modulating G protein-coupled receptor signaling pathway. The coding region runs from base 436 to 1500 and encodes 354 amino acids.
CGAACUACACCUCCCGUCGGGCUUUGCGCGACGACGAGUUCCGGUUGGGCGGGUUUCCGUUUUCUGAGUCUAACCGUCGCGGCUCGCGCUGGCCGCCCUGAUGCGAUCGCAGGUUUUGAAUUGUUAACGGUCCCCGUGGUUAAAAGUACACUUCUUUUAAUUGAUCUUCUCCCCUCUCGAAGCGUUUAUACGCAUAUUUUUUUUCCGAUUCUGCGAACGAAUUACCGAUGUGAAAGAAAAGAAAUACAUAAAUUCCUUCUGUUCUGUCGCACCGUCUGAGAAGGGAGUUCGUGGUUUUUUUUUCUUUUCGCGGCCCCCAACCUUCCCCCCCGGCCCACCUCCUUUCCCCGGUGUGAGGGGAUUUUCCUAAAGCCCCCUUCCUUCUUCACUCUUGCUUUCGUCCCCGGAGUCCGGGUCCCCUGUCCGGCUGCCGGGAUGGGCUGCACCAUGAGCGCCGAGGACAAGGCGGCGAUGGCCAGGAGCAAAAUGAUCGACCGCAACCUGAAGGAAGACGGCGAGAAGUCGUCCCGGGAGGUCAAACUUCUGCUGCUGGGUGCCGGAGAAUCUGGGAAAAGUACCAUUGUAAAACAAAUGAAAAUCAUUCAUGAGGAUGGGUACUCUGAGGAGGAGUGCAAACAAUAUAAAGCGGUGGUCUAUAGCAAUACAAUUCAGUCCAUCAUUGCUAUAAUCAGGGCCAUGGGGCGUUUGAAGGUUGAUUUUGGAGACCCAACAAGAGCAGAUGAUGCCCGGCAGUUGUUUGUCUUAGCGGGAACCACAGAGGAAGGGAUCAUGACAGCAGAACUUGCAGGAGUUAUCAAACGAUUGUGGCAAGAUGGUGGUGUUCAGGCUUGUUUUGGUAGAUCCAGAGAAUAUCAGCUGAAUGACUCUGCAUCAUAUUAUUUGAAUGAUUUGGAUAGAAUUUCCUUACAAGGCUACAUUCCAACUCAACAAGAUGUUUUGAGGACCAGAGUGAAAACUACAGGCAUAGUGGAGACACACUUCACCUUCAAAGAUUUGUAUUUUAAGAUGUUUGAUGUCGGAGGUCAGAGAUCAGAACGGAAGAAGUGGAUACAUUGCUUUGAAGGUGUAACUGCAAUAAUAUUCUGUGUGGCUCUGAGUGAUUACGAUCUUGUGCUUGCUGAAGAUGAGGAAAUGAACCGAAUGCAUGAAAGUAUGAAACUUUUUGAUAGCAUUUGCAACAACAAGUGGUUUACAGACACGUCCAUUAUUCUGUUCCUGAAUAAAAAAGAUCUGUUUGAAGAGAAGAUUAGGAGAAGUCCUCUGACAAUUUGUUACCCAGAAUAUACAGGAUCCAACACGUACGAGGAAGCUGCAGCGUAUAUUCAGUGUCACUUUGAAGAUCUGAAUAGACGAAAAGAAACCAAAGAAAUCUACACUCAUUUCACAUGUGCCACAGAUACCAAGAAUGUGCAAUUUGUGUUUGAUGCAGUGACAGAUGUCAUCAUCAAAAAUAAUUUGAAGGAAUGUGGAUUAUACUAGGACUUGUUAUUGAGAGCACACUCAGGUUUUUUUUGUUAAUAAAAGAGCCUGCAGGUGGACCAUUUUAUUCCCUGGUUAUGCUGCCUGGCAGAGGUUAAAAGCGAAAUGACUGACGUCAUGAGGGAGGCUGCAUGCAAGAUAUUCAAUACUAAAUACGUAUUAUGAACACUUUUUUUUUUUAAAUUGUGUUUUAGUCUGAAAUGAGUAAUGUACAUAAUGUACUUUUAACUGAUUCAGCACUGUUGGGGGGAAAGAAAAAUUUUGCUUUUUCAUUUCCAGUUCUUUUUGUCUUUGGUUUGUUGAUACACAAUUGUAUUGAAUGAUUGAUAGGUGACUCAAUCUAUGACCAUUGUUAUUUUUUUGGAUGGUAUUUCAUUAAGUGUUUUUGAUCCCUAUUUCUUGCAAAAUAUAGCUAAACUUUAUAGCGAGAGUUGUUGAAACUUGUUUUGUUAUAACUGAUCAUCACUGCUUUCAAUCAUUCUAAUUGACGUUUGAACCAAUAUGAAAUUCAAGGAUUGUAUUAAGUUGUAUUUCUUUUUAACAUAUAAGAAAUUAUGUUCUAUGAUAGUAGAACUGAUUAGCCCAACAAAAAGAGAAACUAAAUACUUCUGUAGCCCAAAAACCAUUGCAAGUAAUUUCAAGUGUAUUUGUCCAGUUAAAAAGCAAUAUUAAGAUCCACAGAAUAUAGCGACUCGUGAACUGAUGAUUUAGCAACUUAGUAUUAUCCUCUAGCUAUAUGUAAAACUAUGCACUGCCAUUGAAAUUUCAAGUGCCAUCUAUUGUUCAAAGUUUGCCAAAUAAUAAAACAAUGCAUGGCUUUAAAUCUAGCCGGUUAAAUUCAAGCCAAACUUUUUUUCCUAAUGAAUUACCUGCUAUGUUUUACCUAUUUUUAUUUCAGGUUUGAAAUCUGUUGAUUUUUUUUUAACUGCAGUGAUUUUGAUCUGGAACUCCAUUAAACUGAGUUCAUGCUUCCUGUUCAUUUCAGAAUGUUAAUAAAAUUACCGUGACCUAAAAAGAAUUUUGAAUAUCAGUUAUGAUCUGUGAAGUAGAAUUGUACUUCUGUCACUAGAUUAUUUUCAUAAUAUAGCACUGCCAUGUAGACCACAAGAAAAAAAAAAUCAUUAAAAAUCUAACCUAAUAUUUUAAGAGGUGAUAGCUAUUUAGGAACUUCCUUUUAUCAGUCUUUGCCAUAGUUGUUCAUAACAUUUACCAUGGUUGGUUCACUUGCCAUAGUAUUGUUAAAUAUUGCCAUGUUUAUAACAAGGAAUCCCUGUGAACUCUGCAGGUUCUAUCUUUCCCAUGCAUCUGCACACUUAAAGUAGUUGUCACAUUUGAGUUAUGUUGAAGAUUACAAGUCACUUUUUUAAAGCUAUCUCUGAAAGCUCAUCAAGCAAGUACAUCUUCCAUUCCAAUCCAUUUUUAUGAUCAUUAGGUUAUGUGUAUUUAUUGUCAAGAAUUGGUAUGUUUGUUAACAGAUUCUUUUCUACAUGAAUUUGCCAAUGUUAUUGCCCUUGGGCCUCAAACCCAUGUUACGCAAAGAAGUUUUAGAGAGAAAGUGAUGGUUGUGAAUGAGGGGAUAAGUGAUUUUGAAUGGGCAUUUUUAAGUGACUGAAUCAAAAUGAAGUCAAAACCUUGCUGUUAGUGAAGCUUGGUUUUAAAUCCCAUGGUAAUUGCAUUUUUAAAUAAUCAUUGUACAUUGUUGUUAUAGUAAAUAUAUACUUAUAGCAAUACGCGUUUUCUGUAUUUUUGUUCCAUUUGUUGCCUCUCCUGAAUGAACAGUUUUGUUUGUAUUUCUAUUACUCCUAUGUUUGAGGCUGGACCGGAAUUCCUUCUGUGAUCUGUCACUGCUGGAAUAAGUGCCAUAUAUUGAAGAAUUUCCUGUACAUAACUUGUGAUAUCAUAAUUGUCAUAAUCAUUAUUGUUUACAAGGGACUUUGAUACAUAUUUGGCAACAGAAUUUUAAGGGAAUGGGAAGUUUGGACCAAAAUAGACUGGCUUCUUCUGAUCAAUUUUUAUGAUGUGCGUUUGAAUAGCAAUCCUUUUUACAGGAUUUGAUGUGAGCGUGACUCAUAGAACAUGGAUGUGGGAGAGUGGGAGGAGAUUACUUUUUUAAAAAUUCUUAAGUUGCCAGUUGAUGAGCUACAUGUAGUACAAGCUAAACAAGAACUUGGUGACCUUCAUUAUCCUCACUUUUCCAUAACUGAAGAUUUUAUCUCGAUCUGAGACACCUUUGGAGAAAAGCUACCCUAUGUAUAUUGAUCAUCAUGGUUAAAUGUAGAAUAAAACAAUUCAGUGGGAAAAGUAACCAAUUCAUUCUCAAGACAGUUUUUUAAUUUCUGUAGAUAUUGCUGUGCAUUUUAAGAAUAAAGGCAGUUGCCCAUUGUACUUUUAA